This is a messenger RNA of Apiotrichum porosum, 2394 nucleotides long. RefSeq lists its product as uncharacterized. The record is from RefSeq and is a predicted model, not a curated record. Gene Ontology annotation, biological process: transmembrane transport. NCBI's taxonomy places the organism in Eukaryota, Fungi, Basidiomycota, Tremellomycetes, Trichosporonales, Trichosporonaceae. The transcript has 17 exons. Gene Ontology annotation, molecular function: oligopeptide transmembrane transporter activity. Bases 1 to 2394 code for a protein of 797 amino acids.
AUGCCCGUUCGCCUCGAGGACGCAGAGGAGUACGAGCUUCCCGCUUUGCGGCGUGGUAGCGGCAGCAACCGCAAUAGCCACGAUGGCGACUUUGGCGACCACGUCCUUGACAGUGACGGCGAGGAUGACGAGCGGCAACUGCGGGCUGCGGGCGAAGCAGACAAUGAACAAGCCCGUCUCCUCGCUGCUGAGGGAAAGGUGUCCGGGGAGCUGGAUGAGGAUGACGACGAGUAUGUCCGGCGGGUUCGCUCGCCCGAAGACGAGGACGAGAUGAUCGGCAAAGGUGGCAAGGUGGAAGCUCUCAUUGCUCGUUCGGUCCCGUCAACAGACGACCCGAGCCUUCCAUCACUGACCUUUCGCGUCAUUGUGUUGGGCUCGUUCUUCUGUGUCAUUGGCGCAGCCGCGUCGAUGAUGUUCUAUUUCAAGUCGAACGCGCCGAGCUUUAGCUCGUACUUUAUCAUUCUCGCGACGUACCCCUUGGGACACCUCAUGGCCAACGAAAAGUUCAUUCGUCGGGGGAGGCGGGUCCUGGGUGUCAAUCUGAACCCGGGACCGUUCAGCGUCAAAGAGGCAAUCCUUGUUAGUGUCCUGGCCUCUUCCGGUGCCAUGUCUGCCUACGCUGCGGACAUUCUCGCCAUUCUAGACCUCUACUACAAGGCGCCCCUGGCGACGUUCCCGUCCAUCCUCCUCCUCCUCACGACUCAGUGCAUUGGGUUUGGCCUUGCUGGCAUGCUAUACAACCUCCUUGUCGCCCGGCCGUCCAUGUACUGGCCGUCAACCCUUGUCACCGUCCAACUCUUCACCACCUUAUACGAGUCAAGCGCCACGACCUCCACGGCAGCAGGGAGACAGCUCACCACGCGCCGGUUCCAGGUCUUCUCCGUCAUCUUCCUAGCGACCUUCAUCUACCAGUUCUUCCCCUUUCUCCUCUUCCCCACACUCACCUCGGUAUCGGUGUUGUGUCUCGUCAACAACAAUAGCUGGUGGAUGCGCACUCUUGGAGGGGCUUAUGAGGGUCUGGGUAUCCUCGACUUCAGCUUUGACUGGAGCAGUAUCGGAAGUACGGGACCGCUGUACACGCCAUACUGGGCAUUGGGAAACUACUUUGGCGGUUUGAUCGGUAUGAUUUGGGUGAUUGUGCCGAUCAUCCUCGCGUUCAACUUUUGGAACGCGCGUGACUUUCCCUCCCCGACCUCGCCCGGUCUGUUCAACGCCACUUACGACCGAUUUGACGUCACGGCGGUGCUCAACCCAGAUCUGUCGCUCAACGAGGAGGCAUGGGACAGUGCAAAGCCACUCCUUCUGACACCAUACUUUGCACUCACGUACGGGUUUGCAUUUGCCGCUCUGUCGAGUAUCCUCGUGCACGUGUGGUUGUGGCACCGACAGGAGAUCAAGGAAGCACUUUGGAGCAAGGCACAGCUGAACGACACUCACAACAAGCUCAUGCGCACGUACCGUGCUGUCCCGCAGUGGUGGUACAUUGCGCUGCUCGUUGUCAACUUUGCCGCAGCCGUCUUCAUGGUAUUGACCGCCCCGCUGCAGAUGCCUGUCUGGGCACUGACGUUGUCACUGGCAAUUGCAGCUGUGUUCUUGAUUCCUAUUGGCGUCGUCGCAGCCGUCAGUAACACACAGAUUGGGCUGAAUGUCAUGACGGAAUUUGUUGCGGGAUUCUUGAUGCCCGGCAAACCCAUCGGAAACGUCACGUUCAAGUGCUUUGGCUACAUGGCAAUGUCACAGGCGCUGCAGCUUGUCGCCGACCUCAAGCUGGGAUGGUACACGUCCAUUCCGCCUCGUGAAAUGUUCGCUGCUCAAAUCAUCGGCACGGUGCUGGGCGCACUUACAAACUACAUCACUCUGCAAUCUGUGCUGUCGUCCAAACGACAGUAUCUGGACGGUACGAUGACCGACCCAACUGGGCAGUGGACUGGCCGCCGGCCGCAGAUCUUCUACUCUGCCAGCAUCAUCUGGGGUGCCGUCUCUCCGCGACGCUUCUUUGCGGGCAAGUAUGCCGUGCUGUAUCUCGGCUUCCCGCUCGGUGCAGUUGUUCCUAUUAUACUGUGGUUUGCGCACAAGCGGUGGCCGAACAAGAAGCUCCACAAGGUCAACUUCUCCAUCAUCUGUGCUGGUGCCAUUCUUAUUCCCGAAUAUCCUACCAACAUCAUUCUCACAGGAGCUGCAACUGCAGUGUUCGUCAAUGGGUGGUUUGCGAAACGGUACCCCACCAUCCACGGCCAAUUCAUCUACGUGGUGAGCUCGGCCCUGGAUGCCGGCACCUCCAUCACGGCGCUGGCGAUAUAUUUCCUGUUUGGCGGCGUCAUCUUUACCUGGAAUGGACCCAACUGGUGGGGCAACUCGCAGAUAGACAGCGAGCACUGCAAGCCAGGCAGCUAG